Falco peregrinus (peregrine falcon) is the source of this 597-nucleotide messenger RNA. Its product is annotated as WAP four-disulfide core domain protein 3-like. The coding region runs from base 1 to 597 and encodes 198 amino acids. The record is from RefSeq and is a predicted model, not a curated record. NCBI's taxonomy places the organism in Eukaryota, Metazoa, Chordata, Aves, Falconiformes, Falconidae. Gene Ontology annotation, biological process: innate immune response; antibacterial humoral response. The transcript is spliced from 5 exons. Gene Ontology annotation, molecular function: peptidase inhibitor activity. Gene Ontology annotation, cellular component: extracellular region.
AUGAGCUGCCACAAUGACACCGCAUGCAGCCCUGGGGAGAAGUGCUGCAUUCGCGGCUGCUGCGCCCGCUGCAUGCGUGCCGAGCCAGCCAAACCUGGCUUCUGCCCGUGGAAGCGUGUCCAGAGGAGAGCCACUGCCUGUCCCAACCGCUGUGCCGAUGACCGGGACUGUCCUGGGGACCGCAAGUGCUGCUUCUCUGGCUGUGGGCUGGCCUGCACCCUCCGGGACACAGGGAGCCGCCAUGCCACAGUGAAGGCCGGCGCGUGCCCCGUGGUGCUGCGGGGCUCCCUGGGACCCUGCCUGGAGCUGUGUGAUGCUGAUGGCAACUGCCCUGGGGCCACCAAGUGCUGCACCACUGGCUGUGGCCACAUCUGCAAACUGCCCACCAAAGGUAAGGCUGGCACACACACCCCUCACUCCUCCCUCUCUCUGCAUGUGCCAGUGCGGCCCGGGCUCUGUCCCCCCAUGGCUGACGGUGACCAGGUGGCUGAGUGCCUCCUCCUGUGCCUGCAGGACAAGGAUUGCCCCCCUGGCCAGAAGUGCUGCCCGCAGGGCUGCGGCCGGGCAUGUGUCCCUCCACUGUGGGGCACAGCCUAA